AGUGUAGUAAACAAGUGUAAGCGAAAAAUGUCGGAGAAUAGUCCAUUUAAUCGGAGUGGACUAACACGCCGCAGCCCGCCCUCAACGCCCACGCCGCAGCCCGGCCCGCCCGGGCCCGCACCAGCAAACAUGCAGCAGGAAGAAGAGCCCCCGAAGGUAUUUCCUACGAGUGACAUCCAGACCUGGCUGAAAAAGAUCGAACUGAACCUCCACGACGUAUGCUCUACAUCUGCAGAAGGUAAACUUAACACUGACCAGAAGAUCAGAAUUAACAACUUGUGUCGCAACGUGAGCCACUUAGCCUCACAAAUGGCUAUUGAAUACCAAUCCCUAAAAAGCCACGCAGUCCAAGCAUAUCAGUCUCGCCAAGCGCAUCAGGAAAAAAUGGACCUCGUACAACGCAUCCAAGAACUAAAGGAGUCUAUUGAGGAAUCCAGCCGACAAGUUUCGGGACCUGUAUCGUUUGCCGACGCCCUGAAGAAAAAUGGAACGAGGUACGUUCAACCGUCUAACAUUAGCUCAGUCGCAAUCUAUCCGGUUGACAAGUUGAAAUCGAGUGAGGAGACAAAAUCUCUCGUUCAAAGGAUUAUCCGGCCCGAAGAAAUGAAGCUGCACGUGAGAGGGUUGCGCAAGAUCAAAAACGGCGGUGUAGUGAUAAGCACUGACUCAAAAGAAGACGUAAUAAAACUCAAGCAAUCGGCGCAGCUUAUGACCUCUGGACUCACCGUUGACGAGCCACAAAAACGCAAGCCCAGAAUUGUAGUCAUUGGAGUUCCCGCGGACAUGCAGGAACCUGAAGUCCUCAAGUGCAUAUUCCAUCAAAACUUAGCCGAUAAAUUACAAGAUUGGUCGCUCGAAAAAUUUAUGGCUUCCACUAAGCUCAGUCACAAAUCCGGAAAAAAGGACGCCGAGACCUGUAAUUAUAUAAUUGAAGUUUCUGGGGCGAUACGCAAGGCCUUAAUUACGAACGACAGAGUUUUUGUGAAUUGGUCAUCGUGCCCUGUUAGGGAUUUCACCUUGGUUACGCGCUGUUUCAAAUGUCAGCUUUACAAUCAUGCAGCGAAGACCUGCAAAAUGGAGACUCACAUCUGCGGCCACUGCGGCGAAGCGGGUCACUCAUUUAAGGAAUGCACAAAAAAGGACGAAGCACCAAAAUGUGCAACAUGCUCGUACUACAAGAAACCAUGCAACCACCAAACAGGCGAAGCCGACUGCCCAGCUAGAAAAAUGGCCGAAAAAAGGUAUUUAAACUCUAUAGAUUAUGAAGGCGCCUAGGAGCGCUAACUUUUCACAUACUUUUAUAGCACUUCAUUCACUUUCAUUAAUUUAACUACCUAUGAAUAAUAGCAUAUUUUCUGACCUAGAUAGUUUCUCUGUAUCAGAGUCUAAAGCAUGCGAUGUGGAAACCUGCAAACAUCAUGUUC
This is a messenger RNA of Cydia amplana, 1424 nucleotides long. RefSeq lists its product as uncharacterized. Gene Ontology annotation, molecular function: zinc ion binding; nucleic acid binding. The coding region runs from base 28 to 1275 and encodes 415 amino acids. The transcript has a single exon. The record is from RefSeq and is a predicted model, not a curated record. NCBI's taxonomy places the organism in Eukaryota, Metazoa, Arthropoda, Insecta, Lepidoptera, Tortricidae.